This is a messenger RNA of Lactuca saligna, 2238 nucleotides long. The record is from the annotation of a GenBank genome assembly. Lineage: Eukaryota; Viridiplantae; Streptophyta; Magnoliopsida; Asterales; Asteraceae.
AUGAAUGCUUCGAUGAUAAGGGUUAUACACAUUUCAAGUAUUUUAUGCCCUUUAUGCAACAAGGAGAAUGAUGAAUCAUCAUAUCAUCUCCUAAUUACAUGCAAUUAUACUAAGGAGGUGCAAGAUAAGAUUCUUAAAUGCCACCCCUCUCUCUCUCUGCACACCCGUUGGUAUUCUUCACACUUCAUUGCUCGUCUCGAUAAACCCACUCACGCAUUUGACGUGUUUCAACAAAUUCUUACAUACCAAGGUGUUUUUGAGCAAGCACCGAUGGCGACAGGGCAACUUUUCUCCCGUACAACACAAGCUUUGUUCUAUAACUACAAGCAGUUGCCAAUUCAGCGCAUGCUUGAUUUCGACUUCCUUUGUGGGAGAGAAACACCUUCAGUUGCUGGAAUCAUUAACCCUGGUGCUGAGGGAUUUCAGAAACUAUUUUUUGGCCAAGAAGAGAUUGCAAUUCCAGUUCAUUCCACAGUUGAAGCUGCUUGUGCUGCGCAUCCUACUGCAGAUGUAUUUAUAAAUUUCGCAUCCUACAGAAGUGCUGCUGCUUCAUCCAAUCUUGCCCUCAAACAACCCACCAUCAGAGUUGUGGCUAUUAUAGCUGAAGAUCAAACAACAAGGUUGUUAUUGGGCCAGCAACUGCCUGGAUCUGUUGGAUUUGUCUCCAAAUCUGGAGGCAUGUCAAAUGAGCUGUACAACACAAUUGCCCGUGUCACGGAUGGACUUUAUGAAGGUAUUGCAAUUGGAGGAGAUGUUUUCCCCGGUUCUACUCUUUCGGAUCAUGUUUUGCGGUUCAACAACAUUCCUCAGAUCAAAAUGAUUGUUGUGCUUGGGGAACUUGGUGGGCGAGAUGAGUACUCGUUAGUUGAAGCUCUUAAAGCGGGAAAAAUCAAUAAGCCAGUAUGUGCUUGGGUCAGUGGGACUUGUGCCCGCCUUUUCAAGUCUGAAGUCCAAUUCGGGCAUGCGGGGGCUAAAAGUGGAGGUGAAAUGGAGUCUGCACAAGCUAAAAACCAAGCUCUGAUGGAUGCCGGUGCCAUUGUCCCAACAUCAUAUGAAUCAUUUGAAGCCUCCAUUAAGGAAACAUUCGCCAAAUUGGCGGAAGAGGGAAAGAUUAGCCCUGUCAAGGAGAUCACGCCUCCCCAAAUCCCAGAGGAUCUUAACUCUGCAAUCAAGAGCGGGAAAGUACGAGCACCGACUCAUAUUAUUUCCACCAUCUCCGAUGACAGAGGUGAGGAGCCAUGCUAUGCUGGCGUACCGAUGUCUUCCAUUGUUGAAAAAGGAAUGGGAGUCGGUGAUGUCAUUUCACUUUUAUGGUUCAAACGCAGUCUUCCCCGCUACUGCACACAAUUCAUCGAGAUUUGUAUCAUGUUAUGUGCCGAUCAUGGGCCAUGUGUCUCCGGUGCUCACAACACCAUUGUAACCGCUAGGGCAGGAAAAGAUCUCGUAUCCAGCCUUGUUUCCGGUUUGCUGACUAUUGGUCCACGUUUUGGUGGUGCUGUUGAUGAUGCUGCUCGAUACUUCAAAGAUGCCUACGAUAGGAAACUUUCACCAUAUGAGUUUGUUGAAAGCAUGAAAAAGAAGGGUAUUCGGGUGCCCGGAAUUGGUCACAGGAUCAAGAGAGGGGAUAACAGAGAUAAGAGAGUGGAGCUACUACAACUAUUUGCACGAACAAAUUUCCCAUCAACCAAGUACAUGGAAUAUGCGGUUGAAGUAGAAACUUACACUCUCUCAAAAGCAAACAACUUAGUGAUGAAUGUUGAUGGUGCCAUUGGUACCCUUUUCUUGGAUCUUCUUGCGGGUAGCGGACUCUUCACCAAACAAGAAAUCGAUGAGAUUGUCAGCAUCGGUUACCUCAACGGUCUCUUUGUCUUGGCACGUUCCAUUGGUCUCAUCGGGCAUACGUUUGACCAGAAGAGGUUGAAGCAACCACUAUACCGUCACCCAUGGGAAGAUGUUCUUUACACCAAGUGAUUGUUCUGUGUUGUAUUGUAAUAGUAAUACUAAUGCAUCAUUGUUGGAUGUAUUUCCUUUUGUUUGUUUGUAUCAUUUAGCUUAUGGCUUUCUAUUUCGAUUGUUAUGUGGAGGGAGUCUUGAGUCUUGUUUCGGAACUUUACAAAAAAUAACACAAUCAUGGAGCAUUUUUCAUUCUCUUGUACUAGUUUCUUUGUAAUUGUUAAUGAUAUCUUUGUUUCUGUUGAAUGAAGAUCUAUAAAAAGCAUAAAUAUUUCAAAAUCAAAA